GUUGUAUACUUAAUUAUUUUGACAUUAUAUUUCUUUAUUUUGAAGUUUUUAUUCCCUUACUUUAACCUUAUAUUCCUUACUUUGACGUUAUACUUCCCUAUUUUGUUGUUAUAUACCUCACUUUGUUGUUAUAUUCCUUACUUUGACGUUAUACUUUCUUAUGUUGACGUUACAUUCCUUUCUUUGACGUUAUACUUUUUUAUGUUGACUUUAUUUUUUAUAUUAAUUUUGUUGAUCGUAAAAUUACAUUUACUGUUAAUUUAUUAUGAGGUAAAAUUGCACUUGCUGUUAAUUUAUUAUGAGGUAAAAUUGCAUUUACUGUUAAUUUAUUAUGAGGUAAAAUUGCAUUUACUGUUAAUUUAUUAUGAGGUAAAAUUGCAUUUGCUGUUAAUUUAUUAUGAGGUUAAAUUGCAUUUGCUGUUAAUAUAUCAUGGGGUAAAAUUUCAUUUACUGUUAAUUUAUUAUGAGGUUAAAUUUCAUUUACUGUUAAUUUAUUAUGAGGUAAAAUUGCAUUUGCUGUCAAUUUAUUAUGAGGUAAAAUUUCAUUUGCUGUUAAUUCAUUAUGAGGUAAAAUUUCAUUUGCUGUUAAUUUAUUAUGAGGUAAAAUUGCAUUUACUUUUCAUUUAUAGUGAGGUAAAAUUUCAUUUGCUGUUAAUUUAUGAUAAGGUAACAAUUUUGAUUGAUUUACACUUUUCUUAUUUAAAUUUCUAA
This is a messenger RNA of Lottia gigantea (owl limpet), 711 nucleotides long. RefSeq lists its product as hypothetical. The annotation marks the transcript as partial. The record is from RefSeq and is a predicted model, not a curated record. NCBI's taxonomy places the organism in Eukaryota, Metazoa, Mollusca, Gastropoda, Lottiidae. The transcript is spliced from 3 exons.